UGGUUUUAAUUGUCAGAAAAAUAUUGAACAAACAGUUGCUCAGAAGUAGGAAAAAGGAGAGUUAAAAAACUCACCAAAUCUCAACUACUUGUUUGAAGCUAUAAUAAUGAAGAAAAAGGGUAUGAUCCUUUGGAUCUUAUUCACAUUUGUUGUGGAUAAAAUUAAACCUUUUUCUCCUUAGCUUUCCCUUUUCUUUUUAACAUUUUUAGCAACAGUUCUACAAAAUGGUAUCAACUUUUUUCAUAAAAAGGCUCUUUUUUUGGCACCCCAAAUUCCUUUUUCCCAUGCUAAUAAAAACCAUGUAUUUUACCACAGAUAAAGACUACAGCUUGAACAAAAAAAAAAAAUUCAGGUACUUUUUAACUUUCUCUGUAUGUUUUUUCUUUUUUCAUUUUUCUUCCUCCAUAGAUCUUCAUCUCUUGUUUUCCAUAGUUUCUACAUACAUAAGUAAAUUUCAGUGAGUGAAUAUGGAGAAAGUAUCAAUUCAACAAAUCUUUUGCAAGCUGUGUUAUUUGCUACCUUUUGUUCUUGUUCUUGUUCUUGUUCUCUUUUCACUCUUAUACUUCUUUUCAGUUUUUGAAUCCUUUCCUCUUUCUCUUUUUACAACACUGGUUGCUCUUUUCACCACUUUGUUUCUUGUCACAUUGACAAGGACAAAAUGGUCCAUAGAUGAAAAGAAUCUAAUCCAAGAUGUUACUAAAGAAAGUGAAAUCAAUGCUGAUGAGAAGUAUGAAGAACAACAUGAUGAUCAAGAUUCAGAAAGUCAAAGUACAAGUAGUUUUGAGAAUGAUCAAGAAAGAAGUGAAAAUUAUGGCAUGAUUUCUAAUAGUGAUGUUGAAGAGGAGGAGGAAGAGGAAGAUAGCUUGAUUGAAAUCAAACUUCCAAACAGGUACUUGGUUGAGGAACCUAACCAAAAAUUUGAGUCUAAUUUGACAGAGUUGUUCUUGCCAGAAUACAUGUUCAAGCAGAAGGGUCUAAUGGAUCUAUUAGAAGAAAUCAAUGAGAUAAAUGAGGAUGAAAAUUUAAUUGAAAUUGAUAUUUCAAUGGGAUCUACCAAAUGUCAAGAUUUUAGAGUAAAGAAGGAAUUGGCAUAUUAUGGAGCAGAUCAAUGUGUUCUUAGUGAUUGAUAGAGAUAUUUCAAUCUUAUGCUGCCAUUAUUUCAGGUCUUGUUGUGUAGCAAAUUUUCCACUUUACUAAUUUUUGCACCUAAAUUAGAAAAUUGGAGUCCUUUUUUUUAAUCUUUUUGCAGCUAAUUAUGUAAAAAAUUUGAGCCCACAAAACAUAGUAUGAUGAUAUUUUGUUUAUAGUCAUGAUUCUAAUCCGAAAAAGAAGAACAUUAUUGAGUGGGUGCA
Messenger RNA from Arachis duranensis, 1352 nucleotides. RefSeq lists its product as uncharacterized. Bases 468 to 1127 code for a protein of 219 amino acids. The record is from RefSeq and is a predicted model, not a curated record. NCBI's taxonomy places the organism in Eukaryota, Viridiplantae, Streptophyta, Magnoliopsida, Fabales, Fabaceae. The transcript has a single exon.